Molecule: messenger RNA, 3360 nt
Organism: Sordaria macrospora k-hell
Lineage: Eukaryota; Fungi; Ascomycota; Sordariomycetes; Sordariales; Sordariaceae
Biological process (GO): regulation of DNA-templated transcription; telomere maintenance via telomere lengthening
Cellular component (GO): shelterin complex
Molecular function (GO): telomeric repeat DNA binding
Source: RefSeq, a predicted model, not a curated record
AUGCCGUCAGCCGGAAUCGUCUACGAAGGAGUCCUGGCCAAUGGGACUCCGGAUGGCAACAACAACAACAACAACAACAACCAAAAUCAAUAUGAGGGCACUCUCUUCAACGGUCUCAAGUUUUGGGUCGCCCAGAGAGUGCCAGGCCGCAAGUCCCUGAUAGACUCACUCAAGGCCAAUGGAGGGAAGAACGUCCUUCUUGAAAAACAUGCAGAUAUUCUCAUUGCAGACCAUGUCCGCAAAAAUGCUCCCGCCGGCUCGGUGUCAUGGAAGUACAUCACGGAUUCCAUCAGCGACGGUCAACUGGCCGACAUGGACAUUUACAGGAUCGACCAUUUCACUGCCAAGGGAGCACGUCCUGUAGGCUCAACCAUGUCUAUCAAGACCAAACGAACCCCCUAUACAGCACAGGAUGACAAUAUCCUCAUUCACUGGGUCUUACAGAAGGAGAGGGCGGGCGAAGCCAUCCGCGGCAACAAGAUUUACAUAGAUCUUGCUGAAAGAUAUCCUCGGCACACAUGGCAGUCAUGGAAAGAUCGUUUUAGCAAGCGGUACGAUCGUCAACACAGGGAUUCUCUGGCCGCGCUGCUUCCUCAGGGCUUUGAGCCGCCGCCACCACCACCUUCUCAUGCCCCUGCGCCCGUCUGCAAAAAGAUUGCCACGCCUUCCGUAACAACUACCACCGUGCACACACCGGCCCCGAGCCGUCCACGACCUCAACCGUCUUCGUCUGUUAUCGCUCCCACUAGCAGAGUCCCCUUUACCAAUGAGGAAGACAAUAUCUUGAUCACAUACAUCAAAGAAAUGAACCGCCGAGGAGAAAACUUGGAUUCAACCAUGAUUUACAAGCAGUUCGCGGAACAACAUCCGCAUCACGGGUGGCAGUUCUGGCGAAAAAGAUGGGUUGAUCAACUGCAGGCCACAACGAACCUGGAGGAAGAUGAACCUGCCGACCCUGUCGCUCCGGAUGCUCCUGAGCCCAGCCUUCCCGAGCCAACCCCAAGGACUAUCACUCGUCCCGAAGUCAAGGCGACGCCUAAGAGUGCUGAUCAAGCCGCGGCUAAGAGGCGACUUUCAGCAGCCCUGAAUAGAGCACGCCAGGAGGUCCCUACCAAGAGUUCACCUGUGCCUCCUGCAAGGACUACAAUCGCAAGCUCUGCACACAAAAAGUCAUCGCCUCGCUCGACGCCUUCGCGGCUCGAAGAGAUGAAGAAACGAGCUCGCUUGCUUGGUGAAGAAAAGAAGAAGAUUAAGAGUGCUUCUAUCAUUCAACGAGCAUGGCGGUCUCAUCAGACCCGCAAACAAAUCCCAUGGCGACAGAGUUUGGUAUCAUUUCAAGCUCAUGCACAGGGUUAUCUGACGCGCUAUGUUUGUGCACCUGCCCUUGCAGAGUCCCAGUCCAAGCAACUGGGUGGUGAGGAGGCCGAGAUGUACAGUGAAGAUGAAGGUUCCAUUGACCUUGGACAAUCACCUGACGAGGAAAUUUCCUCUGAGCCCGCACAAAAUCCAAGAGAACACUUCUACACUUGGUUCAGCCUGUACAAUGAAGGCCUCGAGACUAAUCCGGUCCCUUGGGUCACAAUUGGCGGUAAAGCUGUUGACAUGUGGGAUCUGUGGAGCGCGGUUACGGAUCAAGAUGCCCCUGCUCACGCACGGGACUGGGAAGAGAUUGCCGAAUUCUUGGACUUUGACUGGAUUGCUAAGCCGGACGUGCCCAGCCAGCUGCAAGCAACGUUCCAGGAACACCUUGCUGAGUUUGAGAACUUCUACAAGGAGUAUCAGAAUACUGAUCUUCCUGGGCUGGAUCAAGAGACAGACGAGGACAGCGAGGAAGAACAGGAUGAACAGGAUGAAGAGGAUGAAGAGGAUGAAGAGACAGACGAGGACAGCGAGGAAGAACGGGAUGAAGAGGAUGAAAAGGAUGAAGAGGCGGAGAACGAGGAAAUCGAGGAGAGGGGAGAGGGGAUUGAUGCUGACGAAGCAGAAAACACCACACUACCUCAAGACCCCAAUACCACCGAGUUUCGGUCUUCACCGCCCAUCGUAGGAGCCGCCAAGUCUUCGGGGGGCUUAAAGAGGAACGUUGAUCAGUUAAUAUCCUCCCCGCUGAGUAGCAUGACUAGGAAACGGCUACGAUACGAUAUGGAUGACGAGGUACCAGAAUCGCCACCUAAGGAAUGGCGAUCUCCGCUCCCACCGAUCCCAGAAGUAGCUUCCAGGCCAGAGGAGGCUGCUGAUGUUACCCUGGUAAACGAAGACGAGGAUGACAUUGCCGAUGAAGAGAUGCCCAUGUUUGGAGAUGAUGAGGACGAGUAUGAGGCAGCAGAGGAGGACAGAGAAGAUAACGAGCAUGCUUUCAUUACGCAGCCACAACAACCUAUACAGCCUACGGUGGAAAGGGCCUUGUCCCUUCGACCUUCUCCGGCCUCGAAAUCGCAAGCAGCGCAGAAGAAGCCUGUCACUCAACCGAGCGCAGAGAGCGAAGCAGAUUACAUUCCCCCAGAUGAUGACGAAGAAGAAGUCUCGGAUUCAAGUAGCGACGCCUUCGCCCCGCCCAUCGACCCUCCCCGGCCUCCUCCUGAGCGAAGACGCCCUCCCGUCCCUGCCCCCGUCCCUGCCCCUCGCCCUUCCACGGGAGCAGCCCCAGUAGUAUUUCGCAGACAACUUCCCCCCAGGGAUCCUGUACCACCACCUCGUGUUGCCUCUCGCAUCUCACCUCCUCGCUUCCGUCCUAUCCCUCCUCUCGACCCCUUCGCCUCAAACAACAACAACAACAACAACAACAACAACAACGGAGGCAGCAGCAGCAACCAGAACCAGCAACGCCUUACCCGACCACGACCACGACCACGACCACGACCACGGCAACACCCCUCAUACCCCCCAAACCCACCACCAAAAGCUCCACCCCACGGCGGCAUCGUAAAAGGCCGCCACAAAGGCGUCGACAUAUGCUCCGAAAACCCCCUCACCCUUCGCGACCGCUACAUCUCGCUAGGCUACAAAAAACGACAUUGCGCGCGUGGGGUGCUAGCCACGACGCAUGAUCCCGUCGUUGCCGGACGGGCGAUCCAUGCGCUGGCGAGUGAGGAUGGACAUACACUUCCCCAGAAUGUAGCCGGGAUUUGGACGCCGGAGGAUGAUGCGGACUUGAAGGAGGUGGAGGAGUGGGAGCAGAGGGAGAGGGAGAGAGUGGAGGAGGACAAAGACGAGGACGAGGACGACGAUGACGACGAGGAGAUAAUUAAGGAGGGAGAAAGGCUGAGAGUGAAAGAGGUGGAGAGGAGGUUGUUGGAGAAACAUGGACGGUUGAGGAUGGAGUUGCGGAGGGAUUUUUUGAAAAAGUAUGCUUUGGCGUAG